AUGAAAUCUCAGAGAGUAAUAAAUGUAAAACGCAUUACCAUCAAGAGGGAUGGUGAGAUAAUUGAAACAAAGCACCACAUUCUGACAUUCAAAUCACCUAAAUUGCCUGAACAUGUCUAUGCCGGCUAUAUCAAGUUGCCUGUUAAACCCUACAUCCCGAAUCCCCUCAGAUGUUUCAAGUGUCAACGCUUUGGCCACUCAAGAUUACAAUGCCGUGGAACCGACACUUGCGCGCGCUGCGCAGAAAAAGGCCACGAUAGCCAGCAGUGUGUGGCACCUGAAAAGUGCGUGAACUGCGAUGAUAAUCAUGCGUCUUACUCUAGAUCCUGCCCGCGUUGGCAGCUGGAAAAACAAAUCGCAACAAUAAAAAUUAAAGAAAACCUAACUUAUCCUGAAACCAGGUGUAGAGUCCAAGCUCAGACUCCUACUCCUAGUAUUACUUAUGCUUCCGUAGUUAAAAAAACGUUUUGCGCUAAUUGUUCAUGUGCAAAUUGCAUUAAACAAUCUACAAAAACAAAAGAUAAUAUUAAAACCUCUCAUUCAGACACUGAAAACUCCAUCAGCAGUAACCCUGAUCCUCCCAAGGAAACUAGAGAGAAGACUAAACGAAAAUCAAAAACAUCGUCGCUCACAUUAAGAUUAGCGAAACGAGGUCUUUCUCAAAAAGAUCUCCCAUUGAAGCUAAAUUACCAAUUACCAGAAUUUUUUGAGCGAAGUCAAAAAAUUCUGUCGCUCUGGGGCUGGCGACGCAGGGUAUUGUCCAUAAGGACUUAUCGUCCAUCUUUGGUGGCAUGCCCAAUAGCCCCGAUAUAA
Argiope bruennichi is the source of this 813-nucleotide messenger RNA. RefSeq lists its product as uncharacterized. NCBI's taxonomy places the organism in Eukaryota, Metazoa, Arthropoda, Arachnida, Araneae, Araneidae. The transcript has a single exon. The record is from RefSeq and is a predicted model, not a curated record. The coding region runs from base 1 to 813 and encodes 270 amino acids. Gene Ontology annotation, molecular function: nucleic acid binding; zinc ion binding.